This is a messenger RNA of Symbiodinium sp. CCMP2456, 297 nucleotides long. The record is from the annotation of a GenBank genome assembly. Lineage: Eukaryota; Dinophyceae; Suessiales; Symbiodiniaceae.
AUGAGGGUGACCGGCGGCAUGAAGGUGAAGGCUGAUCGAGACGAAUCGUCACCGUACGCUGCCAUGCUUGCAGCGCAGGACGUUGCGGCUCGCUGCAAGGAGCUUGGCAUCGGAGCUUUGCACAUCAAGUUGCGGGCGACAGGGGGCACCAAAACACGAACACCGGGGCCAGGGGCACAGAGCGCUCUGCGAGCACUUGCCCGCUCGGGCAUGAAGAUUGGCCGGAUUGAGGAUGUGACACCGAUUCCCACAGACUGCACUCGGAGAAAGUGCGGACGUCGCGGCCGCCGUUUGUAG